ACCGACCACCGCUUUCGUUUUGUUGAAUCAACGUGAAAACUGUGAUCGAAUUUUCGCUCGGAAAAAUAUCCCGCAAAUCUCAGUGAAAACCGUUCGGUUCUGCAUGAAAGUAGUGAAAUAACGUUGCCUGCACCGAUCAGCGUGUGAAUAAAGUGAAAUUUGCUGGUUUCGAGUGUGAUUUGGUGUGAAAAAUUGAUUGGGAAGAUUGGAAUCGGUUUUCGCCUCUUCUUCUUGUUUGUGUUGGCUGCUCGCGCGAGUGUCGCGGCGAGGUUAUGUUCGCGCGUUUUCAUCAUUGACAGUUCGGUCAGUGUUGUGAUUGAAGUGGCGACGGAGAAAUCAAAACAAAACGUGAAAUCGAUCGCGAAUAAUUUUCUGUUUCGGAAGAGUUUUGAUUUAGCCGGGUGAUCAUGUUUGGCCCCAAGCAGGGAGGAUUUGGCCAAACGAAUGCUGCGGCUGGUUUCGGGACGUUCGGUACCACCGCUGCGACGGCCAGCCCGUUUGGCCAGGCGAGCACUUUCGGAAAGCCAGCGACGACGGGGGCCUUUGGGGCUACGCCCGCUUUUGGCCAGCAGGCGACCCCUUCGCUGUUUGGACAAACGCAACCCGCCGCGGGUGGGCUGUUCGGUGCGAGUACUACGGCGGCACCCGCUUUCGGUGCUCCGGCCACCACCCAGUCCGGGUUCGGAGCUUUCGGUCAGCCGCAACAGCAAACCACGUCGCUGUUUGGAACACAGAAUAAUACGGCUCCGACUACUUCCCUGUUCGGAAGCAAUAAUAACAAUUCGGCAUUUGGAGCGGCCAAGCCGGCUGGAUUCGGAGGAUUUGGUCAACCGGCAGCGCAGACAUCGCUUUUCGGCCAAGCCAGCACCAGUCAGACUACGACCGGGGGAUUCUUCGGACAAACGGCUCAAAGUGGAGGACUUUUUGGAGCACAGAAACCGGCAUUUGGGGCUACGGCUCCCAUCGGCGCUGGGAAUGGAACGGCGGUGGCCAAAUACCAGCAGACGGCGUCGACAGAUACGCUGGUCAAGAAUGGACAAACGACCACGGUUCAGACCAAACAGCAUUGUAUCACUUUCAUGAAGGAGUACGAGAACAAAUCGGUGGAAGAACUGCGGAUUGAGGAUUACCAAGCGAAUCGCAAGGGACCUCAAGCUGGUGCCGCAGGAGGAUUCUUUGGUGCAACUCCAGCGGCCACACCGUUUGGAGCACCAGCCACACAGCCCCAGUCAUUGUUUGGACAGACUACGACGUCUCAACCGAGCACGGGACUCUUCGGAAGUACCACAAACACAUUCGGACAGUCCACGGCGCCGGCCUUCGGAUCGACACAAGCGACUGCCUUCGGGAAACCAUUCGGAACUACGGCCACAACGACUAGCUUUGGAUUUGGUCAGACGAACACCAGCACUCUGGGAGGGCUCACAGCCAACAAACCGGCAUUCGGAACCCCAACAACUGGACUAUUCGGUCAGACUGCUGCCCCAGCUGCGAACACCUUCGGCCAAUCCACUUUCGGAGGUUUCGGUGCCCAGAGCCAGACUCAGCCGGCCGGUGGAUUGUUCUCGGGUACUACCACCAGCACUGCUGGAGCUACCCCGUUCGGAGGAUUAGGGACACAAACCACGCAGACCGGAUUCGGAUUCGGAGCUACCACGGCGACCAACACCACCGGAGGAGGUCUCUUCGGCGCUAAGCCGGCCAGCACCUUCGGAACCAUUCAGAGCCCCUUCGGACAAACCCCGGCUUCGACGGCGCCAACUUUCGGAGGAUUCGGCACAACCACCAACACCGGGGGCUCCCUGUUCGGAAGUACCUUCAACAAACCGGCAGCUCCAGCCUUCGGUCUGAACACCGCCACCUCGACGGGAACCUUUGGAGGCGGCUUGAACUUUGGCACCGGAUCCGGGUCCCUCUUCGGAAACACUGCUAACAAACCCGGCGGUCUCGGCACCGGAACUGGCCUAUUUGGCAACACAUCCACUCUCGGAGCGGGAACCGGAGCCUUUGGAACCCUCGGUACUUCCGGUUUCGGCGCGGGACUUGGAACCAACACCGGAAUGGGCAUGGCCGGACAACCCGCUCAAGCCGCAGUGCCCAUCCAUCAGCAGAUCCUCGCUAUGGUCACUUCUCCAUACGGCGACAAUCCCAUAUUCAAGGAUAUCAAACCUCUGACCGGAGCCACAGCAGAAUCCCUAAAACCGACCAACCCAACAGCCCAAAAGGCCAUCCUCGAAGGCGCCAAUCAGCAGUUCAAAGUCUCGCCCAAAGUCACCGGAAGCGGCGUCCGAAUUAAACCCGUCGGAGCUGCCACUCUCUCCAAAAAAUCCCUCUUCGAAGGCCUCGAAGAGUACGACAGCACCCUCGAAGAAUCUUUCUCUCUCAAACCGAACGCCAAACGGCUCAUCAUCAAACCGAAAGCGUCCACUCCAACGAUCACGAUUCCGAAUCGCCUACCAACCUCCGCCAACGAUUCCACCGCCGUCAAGGACGAUCCAACCGCCAAAGAAUCCUUCCGCAACCAAAUUCCGGUCAAUCCAGUCGAACCGCAAUCCGCCGGCCAGGACACCAGCCGGCGCGUUUCCUGGCUCCAGUCGAACGCCCUGGACAAAGUCCGGCAGAGCAAUCGCCUUUCGGAAUCGGUGCUGGACACGACCAUCAAAGAGUUCGCACCGUCAUCGUCAGCCGCGCAGUCUGCGGCGUCGUCUCUAGCCGCAGCCGCCAAGGACCAGAACCUAUCGCUGGAUUCCGGUUCAUCGCCCACGGGAUCCACCGGAUCGUCACAGCAAGGUGCCGGCGCCGCCUCCGGUGGUGGUCUGGGAGGAAAAGGCGAAGCUGGUGCAGGAAGUUCGCCGAUCCAGCUGAACGAUUCGCUGCUUUCGUCCAGCAAUCGGUCGUUCCUGAAUGACACCACGGCGAAUGCGACCGGGAUUGGCGAUUUGUCGUUGAUAUCCAACAGCAUCCAGGAGGAGGUGGAACCGCACCCGACGGGAAUCGUGCUGCGGCGGCCGGGCUAUUACACCAUCCCUUCGUUGGACGAAAUCCUACAGCUGAUGGACGCGGAAGGCCGUUGCGUGGUAUCGAACUUCACCAUUGGCCGCAAGGGUUACGGCAACGUAUACUUCAACGAACCGAUCGAUGUCGCCAAUCUGAACCUGGACGAAAUUGUCCACUUCCGCCACAAGGAGGUGAUCAUCUACCCGGACGAUGAGAACAAACCGCCGGUGGGACAGGGUCUCAAUCGGAAGGCUCAAAUCACGCUGGACCAGGUGUGGCCGCACGACAAAACGCUGCACGAACCGAUAAAGGAUCCCCACCGGUUGGCCCUGAUGGAUUACGAGGGAAAGUUGAGGCGGGUGUGCGAUAAGUGUGAUACCAGAUUCCUGGAGUACCGACCGGACACCGGAAGUUGGGUCUUCAAAGUGGACCAUUUCUCGAAGUAUGGGCUAAGCGAUAGCGAUGAGGAUGAGCCACCGGUCGAUCCGAAGAAGGCGAAGAUGAUCGGCGUCGAGGAUGAUAAGCUCGGAAAGGAGAAGGGGGCGAUUCCAAAGAAGCCGAUGGGAGCGACCGGGUUGAUCGCUAGGGAAAAGGUUCUGGGUCAAGAGGAUCUGAGCUACUCGAUGAUCGCCCAUGACUCGUUGGCGCCAACUAGUCCAACAGCGGCGUUGGCCCUUGGAAUGGGCACGGAUUCGCACAAAUUGCAGCUGAUGAAGGCUUCUUUUUUCGUGGAUGAUGAUUACGACCGGAGAUCUAUGAUAUCGGACAUGACCGACGGCGGAAGGGACAGUCCAGACCAAAUGGUUCCCAACAAGCCAUAUUUCGGACUGGGAAGGACCAUGACGAGCAGUUUGUACAUGAGGGCUGAGUCCCCCAAAGUGGUAGAAGCUGAAUCCAUGCAGAUGGAUGACUUCGUCAAUCCCGCGACCUUGUUCACCACUUCCACGAGCAAGAACUUCCAGGAGCAACAGAAACUCAAGCAUGCCCAAAUCGCGGAAAUUCCUCGUCCUAUAGGACCAAGGUCGCUCCCUUUGAUUCUGAAGCCCAAAGUGGAACUGGUUCACUCGAAUAACAUCGUAAUUCCACUGCAAAAAUCCGUACUAGCUCGUUUCCUGAACAACAAAUCCGACCUGGCCUUCUUCCACGGGCGCAAGUUCAAGGUCGGCUGGAGUUUCCCGUCCUCGCUGGUCCAGCUGAACACGGUCGAAAACUGCGCCACCCUGCUGAAAAAGGACGAACCGAUGCCCCUUGGCGAUCUGCACAGGUUCUUCGCGGGUCGCACUGCCCGGGAUUACUCCCCGGCAGCACUGCAAAUGCUUCGCAUUCGAUCGUCCGCGGAGAUACCCCAGUUCGCCCGAACCGUCGAAGAGCAUCUGAGGAUUCAACUGAAGUACGACACGGCGCGGAAGGUUCCCGGAAGCGAUUGUCCGCAUUACGUCGCCGGAGGAAAGCAUGCGGCGCUCGCGGAUCAUCUCGAGACGUCCAGGCGGAUUGCCAGCGGAGGAGACUUGGAUCCGGCCGGUUUUGAAGCGCUUUGCGUGGAAGUUUGGUCGCUCUGUGCCGCCCUGUGGGGUGCCCGUGAGGAGCUGGAAGACGUCGAGGAAAGUGCCCACAUGAGCAUCAUGUUCCGUCGCGAUCUGUUCUCCGAGUGGAUCGAGGAAGUGGUCACCGAUCUGUCUGCUAGGGAGGUGACCGCUGCCCUCAAAGGCAAAAAACAGGACUAUCUCGAUCAACUGCUGGAACUGAUCUGCACCCACAAGGUCCUGGAUGCCUGUGAGUUGGCCUUCGAGAACAACGACAUCAACCUUUCGAUGCUGCUGGCGCAGAUCUCCGGAGGUCCAACGGUUCGGCAGCUGGUGCAGCAUCAGCUGAGCUCCUGGCAAGACGUGGAAGCGGACAAAUUCAUCGAUCCUCGUCGGUUGAAGAUCUUCAUGUUGAUCGCUGGAAUUCCAUUGCUCUCCUCAUCUCAUGGAGCCAUCAACAUUUUCGAAAAACUCGGUUGGCUGAAAUCCAUGGCCCUGCAUCUCUGGUACCUUUGCUCUCCAACGGCCUCCAUCACCGAUGCCCUUAUCAACUACGAAAAGUCCUUCGGAUCCAGUGAUUUCUUCGCCCUUCCACCAACCCCAGCUUAUACCUCCCGCGUCAAACUGGAUAGCUCCAAACCCAUCCAAGACAUCCGGUUUCACCUUCUCAAGCUCUAUUCCAAGCGGUCCCACCCCUUGGAAUCGCUGCUGAACCCAGCCACCCACACCCCAGAUCCCCUGGACUUCCGCCUAUCUUGGUUCCUGCUGCAGAUCCUGGAAACGCUCGGCUAUCACCACUGCUCGGAACUGUCCCGAAGCCAACUGCACGUCUCCUUUGCCAGCCAGUUGGAAAACCACGGCCUAUGGCAUUGGUCGAUCUACGUCCUGCUGCAUCUCAACGACAAAUCACGGCGCGAACUGGCCAUCCAGGACCUGCUGUAUCGUUACAUUCAACUGUCGUCCUCGGAACAAGAGGACCAGGAUCAGGAGGAUGAGGACGAGGAGUACCGCCAACGAGAGCAGUUCAUCGUCGACGAGCUGGGCAUUCCGGAGAGCUGGAUCUUCUGGGCCAAGGCUGUGCGGGCCGGAGCCCAAUUCGACUACCAUCGGCAGGCGCGUUUCCUGCUCAAGGCCAAGCAGUGGUCCCAGGCGCACGAAGUCAUCAUGGAGCACAUUGCGGCCGACUGCGUGAUCAAUGAUGAUAUCCCUUAUCUGAAGUCAUUGUUGAAUGAGUUCGAGGAUGUGAAGCAAAUCUCCAACUGGUCCAUCAAGGGUCAAAUCCUGAAAGACUUCAUCGAGUUGAACGAGAAGUUCGACCUGAUCCGGGACGCCAUCGACGACGAGGUGGCCGAAGCGCGACUCGAGCAGCUAAAACCCAAACUGUCCGACCUCUGCUCGGUGAUCAAAAUGUUCCCCUGUCCGACGCCGAAGCAUCGCCUGUGCCAGAGCGAAAUCGCCCAACGGCUGGCGUUUCUGAUACGGUCGUUCUUCGCGCAGGAUCCCCGCAUCAACAGCUGUGCGCUGAUGCGAAGUGCCCUGGAGAAGCUGCCGCUGCCGCAGGAGUACGCCAAGGAGGAACUGCGGCACAUGCUGAGUGCGUUUCUGGCGGAGGACCUCCGGAAGCAACAGCAGUAGAUAAGACGGCGGGUCGCACCCGUGAAGUUUUAAUCCUAGGAAUCACAUCGACUAUCGAGAGUAAGACAACCCAAAUUAUACAAGUUAGAACGGAACAGAGUAUUUUCUAGCAACCCUAUCACUUUAUUCACUUGUUGAGGCAACAAUAUAAAUAACUAUCUACACACAAUGCAACUGGUUAUCGAUUUAUAAGCACACAUAUAUGGUUAUACGUGUGAAUACACGGGACAGUCUAAUAACUUCUAUCUUAUUAUUGCAAACGUAAGUGUACAACAGUUGGAAAUGAGAUAAAGUCUACAACUAACUCUAUGACAUCGUUAUCAGUUUGUUUAUGUUGUGUAUGAGUUAUCUAAUUUUGAGAGAACAAUUUGGAAAUACUUCGGGAGUGUGUAAACAGCAAAUUAUAGUUGAUUUUUGAAUUAAUAGCUUUAAGCCUGUAGGUGUAUAUUAAGAUAAUUUGGAGCAAAAAGAUAUCCAAACUAAAAGUAAUGAAGCUAA
Messenger RNA from Aedes albopictus (Asian tiger mosquito), 6653 nucleotides. RefSeq names its product nuclear pore complex protein Nup98-Nup96 (gene Nup98-96). The transcript has 6 exons. The record is from RefSeq and is a predicted model, not a curated record. Gene Ontology annotation, molecular function: structural constituent of nuclear pore; RNA binding. Gene Ontology annotation, biological process: telomere tethering at nuclear periphery; RNA export from nucleus; post-transcriptional tethering of RNA polymerase II gene DNA at nuclear periphery. Lineage: Eukaryota; Metazoa; Arthropoda; Insecta; Diptera; Culicidae. Bases 408 to 6155 code for a protein of 1915 amino acids. Gene Ontology annotation, cellular component: nuclear pore cytoplasmic filaments; nuclear pore.